GAUGCUAUACUUUGCUUCUCAUCUCUCCUCAUGGGUGUAGUAAGGAUGGGCAGACCUUUCCUCUUUUGGUGGCUAGUAGCCAUCAUGGCUGUGGUUUGGCGGCAGUCGAGUGCAGUGGUCCUUGGCUCUGGCUCUGGAACAAUGGACAUCAUGUGUGCAGAUUUCACUUCGUUUCCCGAGAGCAUGGCAGUCAGCACAGGAUCAAACGUCUGCUUUAUCUGCGACUACCCGAACACGGAGGGCGAGACCUGGUCCAACUCGUGCUCCGGAGACCAGGACCUCACGUGUACCUGCAACUUCAACGACCUGAUGACGGGUACCCAGCUCUGUUUCACCAGCUUCAGCCAGGCUUGUUCGGGGAACUACCAGUGCAAUGUAACUCUUGAGGAAACACUAGUGAACUGCGGUGCAACAGCCCAGAUCGUGGCAACAGAUGAGAGGUUUACAGUGCAACCAGAAAGAGUCACAACAGUCAAUGGAAAUCGAGUGAGCUUUGAGUGUGAGCUACUCAGUGGGAAGAACGUCACCUGGCAACGCAAGAACUCCACUGACCUUUCGUUUCUGACCUCCACCACACCCCCAGGCAACUACAUAUUUGAAAUGGGGACGAAACUAACAAUCAAUUCGGUUCAGCCAGGACAUGCAGGAGAAUACAGGUGUGCUCUCGAGGUACAAGAUGGUAUCUACCUCUACAGUGACUUUGCAGAGUUGAACUACCUUGGGGAAGGGGUGACUCUUUCCUUUGAGGGGACAUCGUAUUCAUUGGAGGAAGGAGAGUCAGUUGUGGUAUGUGUCACAGCCUCGGGCACCAUUCCUGAUGGCUACAACAUUGAUUUCUCCGUGAUUUCAUCUGAUGGUACAGCUCAGUCUGGAUCAGACUAUGAGAUGGUGAAUUUCACGCGGACACUUGUGGGUAUCCAGAACCCCAUGUGUGUGGAGGGUUUCCUCAUUUCAACUCUGGAGGACUCCCUUGUGGAAGCAUAUGAGGAGUUCACCAUCCAACUGACGAGCAGCAGUUUCAUAGUCUCCACUGCUAAUGACACCAUCCAAAUCACCAUAGAGAAUGAUGACGUGCUCAAUGUAAGCUUCCCAUUAGUCACAUACACGGUGGCAGAGGAUGCUGGGCCAGUGUCAGUGUGUGUGUCAUCUGAGGGGCAGCUGAGUGGUGGUGCAGCCAAUCUCUCACUGUACACCUCUGAUGGAACUGCCACUGAUAGUGGAGGAGAUUAUGAUCCUGUGAUCUUAGAGUACAGCAUCUCCCCAAACGCCUCAGACGAGUGUGUGGUAGAGGUAAAUAUCAUGAUCAACGAUGACUCCAGGCCGGAGCCCGAACAAUGUUUCUCCCUCCAUCUCAUAUCCUCUGACUUUCGAGUCAAUGUCGAAACCAAUGCCACCGUCAUAUGCAUCAUAGACAAUGAUAAUGUAACCAUUCAGUUUGCCCAAGCAAACCAUGUCUUCUUCGAAAACUCCAUUGUUACUGUAAACAUUGUUUAUGACGUACUACCAGAGAAUUUAACAAUCAGGUACAAUGUGACACAAAGUGGCCAAACCGCCAUUGUUGAUCAGGACUAUUUGGCACAGAAUAGGACCGUAGCUGUGAUGGAAAACAGCAAUUUCACCUACCAGUUCCCUAUUGAACUACUUGCUGAUGAUGUCGUGGAGGGUAAUGAGACACUCUCCCUUCAUCUCUCCUCGUCAGAGAGCAAAGUCACACUCAACACUCCCACCACUACUAUCACCAUUAUUGAUGAUGAUAAGAGAGUGGACAUAAAUUUUGAGCAGUCAACGUACAUUUUCAGUGAGAGUGAUGGCACAGUGGACAUUUGUGCCGUGACUUUUAAUGAAGCUCUAUAUGAUUUCGAUGUUGGCUUUGCUAUUAAUGUCCAAGUAACUGAAUCUCCAAGUUCAGCUACAGUGGAUGUAGACUUCACGUCCUCAGUCUUCUUUGUAACACUGAAAGCUGAGCAUACGACUGUUUGUACAAAUGGAACACUGCUCGAAGACUUACUAGUCGAAGGAACCGAGAGCUUCUAUCUGGUCUUCAGCAGCAACGAUCCCAACAUCAUUCUCAAUUCAAACUCGGGACAAAACCAAAUUGAAGCUGAAAUUUUGAUUACCGACAGCACCAUUUUAGAGCUGAGAUUUGGGAGCACAUCUUACACAGUAACCGAGAGUGCAGAAAGUCUGCAAAUAUGUCUAGAAGUGUUUGACAGUGCUGAAAUAGCUUCUGGUGUCAGCAUUGAAAUCAACAUUGUAGAGGUGUCGGACGAACCAUUAGAUGGAGUUGCUUUCAAUUUGCCCACUACCCCAUAUACUUUUAAUGAGGAGUCAUAUCAGAGUUGCUCCACAAUCAGUGUUAUUAACGACCCUACUCCACAUGGCGACCGUUCAGCUCUUCUGAGUGUGCAGGCUCAAGACACACAGUUUACUGUGGCUGGUGAUAUAGCCACUGUCACGUUUCUGGAUGAACAAGAGGGAGUGUUGUGUGGAGAUCUGGUGUGUAGCAAUGGGGGAGAGUGCUUGGAUGACUUUGUAUGCAUCUGUCCUUCUGACUACACUGGAUCCCAGUGUGAAACCAGAAUAACCCAGGACCCUGCACUGGCCCUAUUCUCCACGACUCCAGUACUAGGAGGAGACUACACCGCUACGUGCACACUGACAGUUGACUCUGAGAUUAGUCUGGAAGAGAUAAGUCCUACAGUCACCAUUCAUUGGCUUGGAGAAUUCGAUGAACCAUUGAACUCAACAGAAGGUUUGACUAUUGGAGAAGUUGUCAUAUCCAGCAACAUGGCAACACUUUCACUCAACAUUACUGGUCUUACUACAUCCCACGCUGGUCCUUACACCUGCCGGGCUUCUCUAAUUGAUGGGGGUAUCCCCAUAACACUGGAGCAGGGCACCAACAUCACAUUCACUUUGCCAGCACCUCCCCUGGUCUUCAUUCUGCAAGUUCCAGCUACUGUGCCAGCAGGAGAUGCUGUGGAUUUGAGAUGUACAUCCAUUCUCCCCAGCUCCAUCACUACACCUGUUGUACCAAUUUUUGAGUGGACGGUGGGCGAUGGAAGUCCUCUUCCCGAGUCAUCUCGAAUUACAAUCAGCCCGCCUUUGGGUCUAACUUCAGUACUCACCAUCAGCCCUGCAUUAAUGACAGACACUGGCAGUUAUACCUGCAGUAUCUAUUUUGAGCCCACCAGUGGCUAUCUCAUUGGUUCGCCCUCCAACUCUAGAUCAUCUUCUCAUGACGUAACUGUUAACGUGAUGGAGUUACUGGUGACUCUGACGGCAGAGAGCGACAGAGUGCCGAACGUGUCCCCAUACAACACAUUUGAACUGACUUGCAGAGCAGAAGAAGAGGACUACCUGAGUUUGCUCUCGUUCCAGAUCAGGUGGGUGAGGGAGACAGGGGCAGAGGAAGAGGAGACUGUUAAUCCAGACAGUCAGACGACCAUUGAAACAUCCGACACUGAGCCAGUCAGUGUGCUGAGAGCCACUAGGAGCCAGCCAGGCCAGUAUGUCUUCUACUGUGAGGUGAUUUAUCAGUAUGAGGAGGAAGAAGUCGCAUUGGGUGUGUCCAACUAUCAAGAUGUGACUGUCAGUGGCCCAUCCAACCCUGCUACUCCUGUGCUUCCAACAGUCUAUGGAACUGGUGUUGACUUUGCCAUAGUCCAGUGGAUAGUAUCUCGUGUUGAGUUCACCCCAGAUACCUACUAUGUCGAGUACGGAGAUUUCACAGAUGAUGACUCUGAUCCUGACCUGAUUAGAAAGCAGUAUCCCAUCAUCAAUGCCAACUUUACAGCCACCGACACAGUGUUCAUGUUUGUAGUGGAUGGACUCGGUCCAAGCAGACUGUAUGGGUUCAAGAUUGUGGCUGAGAACAGCAACGGAGAGACCAGUACAGAAGAAUUCACUUACUCCUCCACUAGAAAUCAAGAACCAUUCAUUAAUAUACUACAAGAAGAGACUACCUCAUUUUCCUACCCUAUUGGAGCCGCCAUUGAUUUGCAGUACUUCCAAACAAACAUUAUUCAAGAUGGAAGUGGUGACGAGCUCACGGCCAGCUAUGUGUUUGUACCUGAACUCCACAAGCCACUGCAGCAGCCAACAUUUGUGAAUAAUGUGUUGACUGUCAGUGUUCAGUACAGCUGGGCUAGUCCGUCGCUGAAUGGAGGCUACGUUCUCUGCAGCAAAAGUGACACUCCGCUUCUCUGUGGCGGUCGGAUAACAAUAUCCGUGACAAUUCCUUCUCUGACAAUCUCAACUGAGCUACUGGUAUCGCAGUAUGUGGAUGGCAAUGAAGUAAACGAGGAAUCACCUGAGAUAGUGUGUCUGCCUUCAGACCCCAGUGCCCCCGUCACGUGGUCCACUCUCCCAGUCUUUAUCGAUCUGGAGCAGAGUUAUAACGCUGUGUUUGAUCCUCCAGGUCUCAACCACACCCUCCGGUUUCCCUCGUACUACAGGCAGUUGCCCAUGGGGACACUCAGAGUCAUGUGUGACCUCGUUAAUGUGGAUGAGCCUGAAGUCCAGAUUGAUCCCAUGGUGACCACUGUUGUUUUCGUGCAGAAUCCCGUGUCUCUCCUCAACGAUGACCGAGUGAUGGAGCCCAAUGCUGUCAUCAACUCGUUCUCAGUCUACGAGGGAGUGGACUACCUCAGUCUCGUAUGUGUGGGAACAGCAGGCAACGGCCAACUGCAGUGGAAGAGACUGUCAGGAGAAACUGAGGGUGGUGUCCUGGGCAAUAGUGAUGAUGUCACCAUCGAUUACUACUCUGAUGACAAACGGGAUACGUCACUUACUCUUAAACCAGUCUCCAGGGCCCUGGCUGGAUACUACAGCUGCAGAUCUACACAGACGGACCAAGAAGCAUCGGUUAUAGUCACUUUUCAAGACCCCUACUUUGCCUUCACUAGUUUCGGCCAGUAUGGCAUCCCACUCGGAGUCAGGGUGGACAUAUCGGCGCGCUAUGCCUACUCAUCUAACGGAGUUAACAAUUCAGGGACUGGAUUCACAUACGGACUAACAUUCUCACCUUUAACUUCAACAGGAAGUACACUAUCAGAAGGGGAGCUAAUUGAAAGUGGUUCUACGGAUCCCCUAAGCAACAACUAUGUGUACUCUGUGUAUGGCAGUCGUACCAACGGAGGGCUAUACAAUCUCACCUUCACAUACUCUGAAACACAAGAAGUUUACGUACUAUCAACAGAGAUUGUUGUGACUGUUCCAUACAUUGCAAUGUACGAGGAAGAAGUAGUUGCCACAAGAAACCAGAUUGUGACGCUCAUCUGUAUCCCGAGUGACGUUCGUGCUCCUGUCCUCUGGAAUUUAGAACAAAUCCUUCGUCGACGUCAAAUUGAGGAAAACCCAUUCCUUCAUAACUAUCCAGAGUUCUUCUUCCUUGAUCCACCAUCUCUGAGACACAUGGUCACCUUCAAUAUCAGCACAGUGACCCAGUCUUUCUCAGUCGGCUACUUUGAGCUUGGCUUCAACUGUGGACUAAUGGAUGGAGAUGACGACAGUUUCAUUGUGAAUUCCACAGAUAUCACUGUGAUCUUGCAAGAUGACAAGUUACAGUUGGAACACUCCUUUUAUAGCCUGAGUAGGAUCUUCAACAACACAGUCAUAAACCAACUGAGCGAAGGAGAAGGCACCUCCACUACACUUCCACCCCCACAGAGCAAGAGAGGUUCCCCAGUACAAGACUCUCUCUACGUAGACUGCUCUGCAAGUCAGGGAGACCACGAGCCAGUCUGGACCACCACUAACCCAGAAGUCGGGUGGCGACACAGGAGUCAUACCCACAGAUGCCGAGGGUAUGGGGCACAGAGGCUGUCGGCCUACAUGGCAAGGCUGUACUUUGACUAUUUUGAUCCCGGGUACGAAGGGGUGUACACGUGCUAUUCAGAGUUGAGCAGCGAAUUUGUGGAGAUAAUCGUUACAUCAAGAAAUCCUUAUGUGGCGGCAGUGACUGCUGAUCCUGUCACUGUGAUUGAAGACAACCCGAUAACCUUAGUGUUCAGGGUGGCGGUGGACAGCAACGGAAACAGUUGGGACACAGAGGAGAUCUACUUUAUGUUUCAAGACGAGACUACGCUGCGUUUCACAGUCUGCGAUAACAAUUUUCCACAGAAUUACUGCUACACUAUAGCGAGUGUGAGUCGAUUUGACGAAGGAACAUACACAGCUACUGCUUCAAGUCAGAGAGAUGAACUCCAAUCAGCAGCUAAUGACUCCAUCUUUCUUGAUAUCACACGAAGAUGUGCAGUUGAUGUGAGCAGCGGUAUACAGUGGCCAUGGACACUGGAAGACACCACAGUCUCACGACCAUGUAGUGAGGCUGGGUCCAUGUUCCGUGCUGGACCCAAGGCCUCAAGGAGAUGUAAUAACCAGGGAGAGUGGGAGGAGGCAGAUCUGACCUCAUGUACCAUAGCCGAAAUAGAAGACCCGUUUCUCCUGGUUUGGUUUGUGAUUGAUGCCGACCAGUACACUGAUGACCAGGAACAGGACUUUGUUGAUAGUAUGAAGGGAAUCCUGGAUGCUAAUGGAGUGGUCUACUCACGAGUGAUUCUUCGUUCAGUCUACAUAGCCAGUGUUGCUGUCACAUUCCAAGUGGAUCUGGUGGAAGAAGACCAGAGAAGCAACAUCUCUCAGCUGAGCUCGUAUGUGAGCAGCUCUGAGAGCUUCUCGACCUUCAGUAACUACUCUGUCAUGGAGGAUGGCAGAGGUUCUGUGGAUGUCACUGUAGCAGAGACUUGCGUGUGCUCGUCAGCAACUGUUGGGACAUCACUUCAGCUGUGUAGUGGAGCUGCUCUCAGUCCAUGUGACUGUGUUGGUGAUACAUGCAGUUGUCAGACACCGUUUGUUGGUGAUGGAAUGAGCUGCACUUUGGACUCUGACUCUGACGGCUAUCCAGAUGAACCACUGGACUCUCCUCUGUGUGAGGAAGACCCUUCAAUCAUCUACUGCAUUGCUGAUGUUUGUCCGGAUAUCACUAAUCCUGACCAGGAUCCAAUUGCAUGUCAACCUGAGGUUCCACCUGAGGCAGUGUUUUCAGGGUGCCCAUAUGGUCCCGAUGAAGUAUGGGGUAUCAUAUGGCCCAAUGCUGCAGCAGUAACUGUCAAUACACAACCCUGCCCUGGAGGAGUUGAUGCUCUUGGAAAUGCAACAAGAGUAUGCUAUGAGAACGGAACAUGGGGAGAUGUUAAUGUCCUCUCGUGUCAAUCACUAGCCAUAGUUCGUGUCGUGGAAGAGGCCAGAGAUCGUCUGCCUGGUGCCGACGAGGUGAUAGAAGAGGUGACUCCAGAGUUGUUGGAGAGUGUUGCAGUGGUCUCAGAGCAGCUGGCGAUGGCUACUGACUCGCCACAGGACACUGGACUACUCCCUCUUGACCUUGAGGCUACUAACAAUGUAGUAGCACAAGUCUUGAAUGUCCUAGAGAGCAGCGUGGAUGAAGAUAAUAAUAUUAUUCCGAGUGAGGAGUUGGUGGAUGUGUUCAACAACAUACUGAAUGAGAGUAACCAGGAGGGUUGGACCCAGCUCCAGACUGUUGGCUCUGGGAGUCAGACUCUCCUCCAGAAUGCUGAGAGAUACGGAACCUACCUCGCCACCACUGUCAAUAGUACCACUGAGCCCUUGAUGCUGGUUAGAGAAAACAUUGUUUUGGCAGCUGAGAUGGUGGAGACAUCCAAUGAUUCAGACGUGGUGUUUCCAGCCCGACCUGAUCAACUGGGGAACUUCUCUUCGUCAGAGACUAGCGAAGUGGCCCAGAUCACCAUCCCAGGAACAUCUCUCGCCAGACUCUUGGCUCAGAACAAUGAAACUGGGGUUUUGCUGGUGUAUAUCAUCUUCCGAAACAUAGAGCAGUUCUUACCUACCAACACUUCAGUGCUAAACAACAGUAGGGCGGAGUCUCUGGUGUUGUCGUCUCAACUGGUUGGACUGAGUGAGGAUAAGAUCCCAGAUGAUUUGUUCAGGGACAACCCUAUCACACUCAACUUCUCCUUCACUGCAAGUUCAGCUGUGAUUGAGCGGUAUGUUGGAGUGUUCUGGAACUUUUCUAACCCAGUGGGUGCUGGUGGGUGGAGCUCAGAUGGGAUCCAGGUCAUUAGUAACGUAACGAGGGGAGAUGUCAUCACAGUUCUGUGUAACUCCACCCACCUUACGAGUUUUGCAGUAUUGGUGGACGUGGCUGGAGGACUAGAGGAUGUUCCAGAAGAAGAGAGACUAGCACUGCAAAUAGUCUCCUAUAUUGGUUGCAUCAUAUCCACCAUCUGUCUUUCCAUCACUGUGGUCUUCUACCUGACAAUGGGGAAGAAGCUGUUUUCUGCAGUGCACUACUUUGUCCACCUCAACCUGGCAAUAUCUCUACUGCUGGGAUAUGUGGUCUUCAUGUUUGGAAUUGAACUGGGCACCAGCACCAGGGGAGGUUGUGGGUUUGUGGCAGCACUGUUGCAGUACCUCUUCCUGUCAGCCUUCUGCUGGAUGAUGUGUGAGGGGAUCAUGCUCUACCUCAUGCUGAUUGUUGUCUUCAGCAAACUCUCCAACAAGUGGUGGUUCUUUCUGCUACUUGGAUACGGUACUCCGCUGUUAUUUGUGAUAAUUGGACUGGCAUCACGUGCAGAGUAUUAUGGAGUAUAUGGUGAUGACGGAGAGCUUGCCUUCUGUUGGCUGUCCACAGAGAAAGGGACAAUCUUUGCUUUUGUUGCACCCAUGAUAAUCAUCAUCAUCAUUAACACAGUGUUCCUGGUGCUAGCUCUCACUGCAUUGCUCCGCAGUAAGAAACAGAAGCUCACAGAGACGGAAAAUAAAAAGUCCAUCAAGCAAGCAACAACACUCUUGAAGGCAAUAGUAAUUCUACUGCCUCUACUGGGGCUGACAUGGCUGUUUGGUCUCCUGACACUCAACGGCAAUGCCACUGUCUUUGCCUGGCUCUUCACCAUCUUCAACUCACUCCAGGGAGCUGCCAUCUUCUUUUUUCAUGUAAUCCGGAGCAAAACAGUGUGGAGCAAGAUAUCCCCGACAUUGUCUCGUCUCAGAGACAGCACCCUCAAAUCUUCCUUCAAGUACAAUGUGUCAAGUUCCUACUCUGGAUCAGAGAGUGCAGCCGGUACUAUGAGGACACUUCUUCACAAAAAACCACUCGACUCAAAGUACGAGCUGAGUGUCCAGGGGUCUAGCUCCCUGGCCAAUGAGUAUUCACUGGCAUUCAGUGAGACAGAGGUGGAGACUGGGACUGGGGCUGACAUUGAUAAGAAAGACCUGGGUCCUAUACCAGAGGAUGGGGGUCCAGAGAAAGACAGUGGUGGCAGUUCUACUUGUCCAGAUAUUAUAGCUAACCCCUGUACUAAGACCAGAGAAGGUUCUGAAGACGGAGGAGAGAAAGAGGAGAUUACUGAAAUGUAGUAACAUUGUAACUGCGAUGACUUUUUAACAUAUACAUUAUCGCUUAUAGCUGUUAUAAAUGUUUUUAUGAUAUCUUGUACUUUGUGACAGAGAUCAUGUACAAUUUUAUAGUAUUACUAAAAAGUAAGGUGACAUUUAACAUCCGUGAGAAUUAUUGUCACAUACAUGAGAUGAUCAAAACGAUAAUGUGGGUAUAAAAAGAUGGCUGCUGUUGAUAUUUUCAGUAAAACAUUAUUAUAGGUAUAUAACUGGAUUUAGUUGUGUGAAUAGGUUUCGCAUCAGUGGUUCUUUUCCGUAUUUCAACACUAUGUGCUGCGUGACAAUUUACGGAUAGCACAAUUGACGGCAGUGGUAAUGUCAUCACAAAGCUGUUGGUAUGAGAACUCUGAAUCAUUUGAACCUUUGCAACUGCCGUCUGGGUCGCUGGAAAGUUUGGCGUCAUGAGGGACGUCGAUAUUCUCGUUCGGAGCCGUACCAUUCUGGUCACAACCAUU
Geodia barretti is the source of this 9890-nucleotide messenger RNA. NCBI's taxonomy places the organism in Eukaryota, Metazoa, Porifera, Demospongiae, Tetractinellida, Geodiidae. The record is from the annotation of a GenBank genome assembly.